This is a messenger RNA of Triticum dicoccoides, 1229 nucleotides long. Its product is annotated as dnaJ homolog subfamily B member 6-like. The transcript is spliced from 5 exons. Bases 198 to 935 code for a protein of 245 amino acids. The record is from RefSeq and is a predicted model, not a curated record. NCBI's taxonomy places the organism in Eukaryota, Viridiplantae, Streptophyta, Magnoliopsida, Poales, Poaceae.
AGUACUACAGAAAGAGAGUUACAGGCACGACACCGGCCCACCUCGUCCGCUCGUCAACGUUCCUUCGUACGCCACCUUACGCCCCUCCUGCUCUCCGCCUCGCCUUCGCGCGCCUCCGGUCAGCUGCCGACAGCGUCCCGACGACAAACUCGACAGCGACCGUACGUAAAAGGAGGUUGUGGUACGGUACCGGCGCCAUGGCCGACCACCGGCAACUUAGCGCCGCCGACGUCGACCUCUACGGCGUCCUGGGGCUCAAGAAGGAGUGCUCCGACGCCGACCUCAGGCUCGCCUACCGGAGGCUCGCCAUGACAUGGCAUCCGGACCGGUGCUCGGCGUCCGGCACCUCGGCGCGCGUCCAGGAGGCCAAGGAGCGCUUCCAGGAGAUCCAGAGCGCAUAUGUCACGUUGCUCUCCGACUCCGGCAAGCGGCUCCUCUACGACGUGGGCGUCUACGACAGCGACAACGACAGCCACGACGAGCAACAUGUGUCGGGGAUGGGCGACUUCUUCGGGGAGAUGGCCGAGAUGAUGAGCCAGGCCACGCCAACCGAUAGCUUCGAGGAGCUGCAGCAGCUGUUCGUGGACAUGUUCCAGGCCGACCUCCUCGCCGGCGGGUUCGCGUGCGGGUUGGGCGGUGCGCCUCCUAUGGGCCGCCGGGUGCAGGCCCCGAGUCCAUCCUGUACCUCUGGACCUACGUUUGCGCAGGCACGGCCAUCAUGUACCAGCCGUGCCAACAAGCGGUGUUCAUCGGCGAUGGGAUCGCCAGGGGCCUGUCGUCCAGGGUCCGGCCCCGGCCUUUCAGUGUCAAGCUCCAAGGGAAGUGAUUGGAGGCGAGGAGAGGAGGCGCCGUGGACGACGACGCAGGAUGACGCGAGCGUCGGCGGCAGGACGAAGAAAAAGAGGCUCUCGACGGGCCACGGCGAGUCGUGCUAGGAGGAAGACGGAGAUGUCGGCGCGCCCGCGGCAGCGUUGAUGUGCGCCACGCCGUGAGCAAACCUUCCGUGACGGGGGAUAAUGCGUUGCAGCUAGAAAUCUCUGCGGAUCUGACUCACAGUCAGCAAGUUUUGGAAGACGAUGCGCAAACUUUUCAAUUAGUUUCUUCGUUUAUUCUCUUGAUCGAUUCUCUUGCGUAGCACUUGUAGCUAAGUUAUAAUGUUAUUAGUACCACUUUUGUUUGUUGUGGCCGGCAUGAGUUUUGCACAAUUUUUAAGCAUGAGUUUUGCACAA